Penicillium oxalicum is the source of this 2010-nucleotide messenger RNA. Its product is annotated as potassium ion transporter. The transcript has 9 exons. The coding region runs from base 1 to 2010 and encodes 669 amino acids. Lineage: Eukaryota; Fungi; Ascomycota; Eurotiomycetes; Eurotiales; Aspergillaceae. Gene Ontology annotation, biological process: potassium ion import across plasma membrane; intracellular potassium ion homeostasis. Gene Ontology annotation, cellular component: plasma membrane. Gene Ontology annotation, molecular function: high-affinity potassium ion transmembrane transporter activity. The record is from RefSeq and is a predicted model, not a curated record.
AUGUGGAAGCCACCGGUCAACUACCUAACCUUGCAUUAUGCCUGGAUUAUUUUCAUGGGCCUGCUGAGCCUGGUGAUCAUCUAUCCAUACGGGAAUUUGAAAGCGAUCGAUGCGUAUUUCUUUGGCGCCAGUGCCUCGACCGAAUCCGGACUCAACACUGUCGAUGUCAAAGAGUUGAAGACCUACCAACAAGUCUACAUCUACCUGAUUCCGAUUUUCACAAAUCUCGGCUUCAUCAACAUCCUUGUCGUCGUGUUCCGAGUUCGAUGGUUCGAGAAGCACCUCAAAGAAGUUGCACCGAGAUACCUGAGACCGGAACCUCCCAUCGAAGGAGAUACUGAAGCACAAGGCAACGGAAUAACAAGUGUCUCUAUUGACCCAAAGCGUGUGGCGACAGACGCCGAGGGUACGGGAUCUUCGAUAAGCGUGAAUGAUGAAGCAGGCACCAGAGAGUCCAAGAUCAGUCCGAUCAGGACUCCAGCCAUUCAAUUUGCAGAGGACAGCCGCCCAUCAGCGAAUAAGGAUAAAGCGCUGUACAUUCCACCUCCCUGGAGGCGCGACAGAGGAACCUCAUUCUCUGAAGUUGACGAGAAAUAUGAUACUGAAGAUGACAAUGGCAAAGAGGAAACCGAAAGGGACCUUAAACGUCAAAAGUCCACCAGGAGUAUGGCUUCCCGUUCCCGAACUCGGACAGUCGAGCGCGCCGUCUCAUCCAUUUUUGUGUUGGGAAAUGCUCCUGCUCCUACCCAGGGAAGUGAGCGGCGGACACAGAUUGAACAGAGAACGUUUGAUCUGCCAAAUAUAUCAUCUCAGGCAACAAUCGGUCGCAACUCCCAAUUUUAUAACUUGACAGCAGAGGAUAAGGCGCGACUUGGCGGUAUUGAGUACCGAAGUCUGAAGUUACUUCUUAAAAUUGUGACCGGUUACUUCUUCGGUCUACACUUGUUUGGUGCAAUCUGUCUUGUUGGGUGGAUUUUGCACUGCGAUCCCAAGUAUCGCGCGUACCUUGCCGAUUGCGGGCAAGGCAAUGUGUGGUGGGGCUUCUACUCUGCCCAAAGUAUGGUGAACAACCUGGGCUUUACUCUGACGCCCGAUUCGAUGGUCACUUUCCGGGAUGCGACCUUUCCGAUGCUUCUGAUGAGCUUUCUCGCUUUUGCGGGAAAUACCUGCUACCCUUGUCUCCUCCGGUUCAUCAUUUGGACCAUGUACAAGCUCAGUCCCGAAAACUCAUCUAUGAAAGAGCCUCUGAGCUUUCUUCUCGACCACCCACGUCGGUGCUACACGCUUCUGUUCCCGAGUCGGCCUACCUGGAUUCUCUUUGGGAUUUUGUUUGCCAUGAACUUUACCGAUGUACUUCUGAUAAUUGUCUUGGACUUGCACAAUCCGGCAGUCAAUGCACUUGCGCCUGGCCCUCGCAUUGUCGCUGCUAUUUUCCAGGCUGCAAACGCUCGUCACACCGGAGGAGCGACAUUCAACUUGGCCGAUGUCAAUCCGGCUGUUCAAUUCAGCUUGCUUGUUAUGAUGUACAUCGCGAUCUUCCCCAUUGCGAUCAGUAUCCGUGCAUCGAACGUUUACGAGGAAAACUCUCUCGGCAUCUACGAGAGCUCCUCAGAUCCUGAUGAAAGCAAUGGCAAGUCCUAUAUCAUGAAGCAUAUCCAGAACCAACUCAGCUUCGACCUUUGGUAUAUCUUCCUUGGCGUCUUUUGCAUUUCCAUUGCAGAGUCGGGCAAGAUUGCGGACAACUCCAUUCCAGCGUUCUCCAUUUUCUCGGUGCUAUUUGAAGUUACAUCGGCGUAUGCAAAUGUCGGACUCAGCUUGGGAUACCCCACAGCCAGCACGUCUCUCUCUGGACAGUUUACGAUUUUCAGUAAAUUGGUGAUUUGCUUUAUGAUGAUUCGUGGGCGUCAUCGUGGACUACCCUACAAGCUGGACCGUGCCGUUGUUCUUCCCAGCGAACGUGACGACGAGGGCUAUCAAACGACGAAUCGAUCCCGGGCUUACUAUGACUGA